GCAGUGCGGCCAAGCCUCCCCACUAGUGUGGAGAACAGGUUGUUUGCUGGGCGGGUUUUCAUCGCCAAAGCAAGAAGUUUUCAACGUUGUUAAGAAGGAACAGAAUCAGGGGGGAAAACGGACAUAUAAACUAAUACAAACGCCAAGAAGAGAGAGAAAAAAAAGGAAGGACACACGAUCUACACAUAUAAUAUAUAUAUAUAUCUAUAUCUAUAUAUAUAUACACGCGUACAUUACAACGAGGUGGAACAGUACUUGUUUAUUCAUACAUUUUUAUACAUCACAUAUUUCUACAUACAUAUAUAUUAUAUAUAAUUUACCCUUUACAUACUGAUAUAUACACGUAUAUAUUAUACAUCAUCAGACAGAUCUAUCUUACACGCUCAAUUAUACACACGUAGAUUGGAUGUUGGAGGCUGCACUCUAUGGCAGCCCUCCAUCAACCAUCACCACAAUCGUUAUAUUUCUUCAAAGCCUUUCUAUUACCCUGACACUCUAGGUGUGUGUAUGUGUGUAUAUAUUCAUCAUCUGUAUGUAUAUCUAUCUAUAUAUAUGUAUAUAAGUGUGUAGUAGUCGUAGUAGUUUGUGUUUGUGUGUGUGUGUGUUAUCAUGUGUACAGUUGUGUGUGCUACGUGGUGUCGCCAGCGCGUGCGGGCGCGAGACUGCGUGUUGUUGUGUGUCGAUGUGUGAGUCUUGUGUGCCUGUGUUGUGCCACUCUAUGUAUGUGUGCGUGCGUAUGUGUCUCUGUGUGUGUGUGUGUGACUGUGGUAUGAAUAUGCGCGGUGUGGUGCGGUGCACGUGUGUGUGACAGCGCACGUGUCCAUGUAUGUGUGUGUGCGCGCGGUUGUGUGUGUGGAACCAGACAGCAGAAAGGAGUAUAAACAAACCGACCCUCCUCCUUAGUGACACUACUACUACUACUACCACCGCCACAACAACAAUAUAUACACACAUACUACUACUUCUACAAGAAACACCUCUAUUUUCAACCUGAAAACCCCCCGCCAGUAGUUCGAUGCAUUGGUGGAGGGGGUUUCCAUUUCGAUCGCUCGGUACCGUUUGAAAUCUUUUAUAUUUUUGGCUACACACACACACACAUACAUACACAUAUAUAAAUCGCAUAUCUCUACCCCCUCUCCCUCUCUCUCUAUAUAUACAUAUAUUAUUAUUAUCUUCAUAUAUAUAUAUUUUUGGAUCUUCCUCGUCCUCUGCUCUGUGUGUUUUAUUUUUCUGUUGCUAUCGGAGGAAAGGAAGACUUUUUUUUGCAUAUAAUUCUUCAAAGACGGAGAUAAAUAGCGGAAGCAAGGACUAAGACUACAUACAACAGCAAAAAACGUGAUUGUACAACAACAACAGUAAUUGUUCUAUAAAAAAAGAAGGAGGUGUUUAGGAAAUAAGAUUGGAUCCAACGUCCGUGGUGUCUUCGGGUGUGUUACCGAUUCCCACGGCUCCGAAGAAAUUCUCUUACAUUCUCGAUCCAUCAUCAUCAGCAGUCAUCCAAGCCUUCCACCUUCGUCCUCCUUCAUCGUUCGUUUCUACAUCACCUUUACAAAUCCUCUUCACCUAUUCGUCGCUGUUGUUCAUGUUGCUAUUACCGUCGUCAACGUUAUCUCUACCAUCAUCUCCAUCAUUAUUAUUAUCACCGCAAUCACCAUCACCAUCACCGCCACCGUCGUUUUCAUCGACGUUGUCAUCAUCACCAUGAUUCAGCACUCGGAAAAACUGGAUUCCAUGAACGGAUUGGUGCCUGUAUCAUCUCCGACGUCGGCAGCUGCCGCGGCCGCUGCUGCUGUUGUCGCAGCCGCCACCGCCGCCGAACCCUCUCUAGCUGACACUGUCGAAGCUUCAACUUCUAUGAAUGAUCCUCAGUGUUCGCCGGACGUCAAAGUACGGUUUGAUGAGCUGUGUCCAGUGUGUGGGGAUAAAGUAUCUGGCUACCAUUAUGGACUGUUGACCUGUGAGAGUUGCAAGGGUUUCUUCAAACGUACUGUACAAAACAAGAAGGUUUACUCCUGUGUGGACAACAGAAACUGUCUCAUUGACAAGACGCAAAGAAAAAGAUGUCCAUACUGUCGCUUUCAAAAAUGCCUUACUGUAGGGAUGAAGUUAGAAGCUGUCCGGGCCGACCGGAUGCGGGGUGGACGAAACAAAUUUGGUCCGAUGUAUAAACGGGACCGAGCACUAAAGCAACAAGCCAUACGUCAACGACAGCAGAUGCUAACAUCGUGCCAAAUUCACCUGUCAAAUGGAAUGAACUCUUUACCUACGUCCAUGGAGGACAUCAAACCUAGCUCGCUCCUGAUGGGUGGAAACCAGCUAAUAUACAGCAUGGGUAGCAGUUGUGGUGGUGGCGGAGGCGGUGGUGGAGGAGGAGGUGGUGGAGGGGGAGGAGGAGGAAAUAUCUCGCCUCUCUCGUCGCCAACCCCGUCGAUGCCUUCACCCGUCUACGACGCAUCCCCACCCAUCAGUCAGUUAACCCUAACGAACAGUGAGUGUGUGCCUGUUAACACGGGUGGCUCAGCCAUGCAGGGUACCCUGCAGCAGUACCCGGCCAUGAUCAGCGCCCUACAUCCCAUGCACUCCAGCCUCCUCUCACAGCAGCCUGCACUACCCCCUCUCAUACCGUCCCUAAUCUCAGACUUCAAGGCAACCAUGCCUAACGAGACAGAACGUAAACAAAAGCUGCUUAACUUUAUUCAAAAUGAAUUUGGUGGGUUUCAGUGUUCGUGGCAUUCGGACAAGUUAUUUAUGAUGUUAUGUCGCCUUGUGGACCAGUGCCUAUUUCUCAUGGUUGAAUGGGCACGCUAUUCAUUUUUCUUCAAAGAAUUAAAGGUUGAGAACCAAAUGAAACUUCUACAAAAUUCUUGGAGUGAAUUAUUAAUUUUGGAUUUUUUAUAUCGACAACUUAACACAAAUUCCACCUCAGAGUUUACAUUGGCAAGUGGUCACAGAUUAAACGCAGAUUUCUUCGAUAAAAUAGGUUUAGGUGACAUGAGAGAGAGACUGCAGGACCUUAUCAAAAAGAUGCGGGAACUAAAAAUUGAUGAAAACGAAUAUGUAUGUCUCAAAUAUUUAGUGCUUUUGAACCCUGACGUUGGAGGUGUGGAAAGCAGGCAACUCCUUGAAGACUGCCAGGAGAAAAUCAACACUGCCUUGAUGGAAUACUGCACUAGUGUUUAUCCCAAUAUGAAGGACAAGUUUGGCCAGGUUUUGUUACGCCUGCCAGAGAUUCGCAUGAUAAGCAUGCAUGGCGAGGAGUUUUUGUAUAUCAAACACUUAAACGGAGAGCUACCCGAGCAGACUCUCCUCACAGAGAUGUUGCAUUCCAAACGAAGGUGAGACACUGCCUGCCUUAGGCUCCAUCCAGUCGGUGUAGGUUCUUGGGAUUUUUGUGUGUGUUGGUAGGUGGGGUGGUUUGGGUGGGAUGGGAGACGUUAGGGGAAAAAGCUGGGUUGGUUCGGGAAGUGGGAAG
Messenger RNA from Octopus bimaculoides (California two-spot octopus), 3472 nucleotides. RefSeq names its product nuclear receptor subfamily 5 group A member 2. Gene Ontology annotation, molecular function: zinc ion binding; RNA polymerase II cis-regulatory region sequence-specific DNA binding; nuclear receptor activity. Gene Ontology annotation, biological process: hormone-mediated signaling pathway; tissue development; regulation of transcription by RNA polymerase II. Gene Ontology annotation, cellular component: RNA polymerase II transcription regulator complex. Lineage: Eukaryota; Metazoa; Mollusca; Cephalopoda; Octopoda; Octopodidae. The record is from RefSeq and is a predicted model, not a curated record.